This is a messenger RNA of Miniopterus natalensis, 4845 nucleotides long. The record is from RefSeq and is a predicted model, not a curated record. Lineage: Eukaryota; Metazoa; Chordata; Mammalia; Chiroptera; Miniopteridae.
GGCGCGCACCCACUGCAGCUCCCCGCUUUCGGCGCGUCAGGAGUGGUUGGGGCGGUCGGGCAGGCGAGCUCCCCGUGGACCCGCAGACCCGUGGAGAUGGCGACGCUGUGUCUGACCGUGAAUUCAGGAACCCCGCCUUUAGGCGCUUUGCUGGCAGUAGAACAUGUGAAAGACAAUGUCAGCAUUUUUGUUGAAGAAGGGAAAGAGAAUAUUCUUCGUGUGUCUGAAAAUGUGGUAUUCACAGACGUGAAUUCCAUACUUCGUUACUUGGCUAGAGUUGCAACUACAGCUGGGCUCUACGGCUCUAACCUGAUGGAACAUGCUGAGAUUGAUCACUGGUUGGAGUUUAGUGCUACAAAAUUGUCAUCAUGCAAUUUGUUUACUUCUGCAGUCAAUGAGCUCAAUCAUUGCCUGUCUCUGAGAACAUACUUGGUUGGAAACUCCUUGAGCUUAGCAGAUUUGUGUGUCUGGGCCACCCUGAAAGGAAAUGCGGCGUGGCAGGAGCAGUUCCAGCAGAACAAGGCCCCAGUUCAUGUGAAGCGCUGGUUUGGCUUCCUCGAAGCCCAGCAGGCCUUCCAGUCUGUAGGCACCAAGUGGAGUGUUCCAACAGCCAAAGCUAAAGUGGCACCUCAGAAAAAGCCAGAUGUUGGGAAAUUUAUUGAGCUUCCAGGUGCUGAGAUGGGAAAGGUUACUGUCAGAUUUCCUCCAGAGGCUAGUGGUUACUUACACAUUGGGCAUGCCAAAGCUGCUCUUCUCAACCAGCACUACCAGGUUAACUUUAAAGGGAAACUGAUCAUGAGAUUCGAUGACACAAAUCCUGAGAAAGAAAAGGAAGAUUUUGAGAAGGUUAUCCUGGAAGAUGUCGCAAUGUUGCAUAUCAAACCAGACCAGUUUACUUACACCUCGGAUCAUUUUGAAACUAUAAUGAAAUGUGCAGAGAAGCUAAUUCAGGAAGGGAAGGCUUAUGUGGACGAUACUCCUCCCGAGCAGAUGAAAGCUGAACGUGAGCAGAGGACAGAAUCCAAGCAUAGAAACAAUUCUGUUGAGAAGAAUCUGCAAAUGUGGGAAGAAAUGAAAAAAGGGAGCCCAUUUGGUCAGUCCUGUUGUUUGCGAGCAAAAAUUGACAUGAGCAGUAACAAUGGGUGCAUGAGGGAUCCCACACUGUACCGCUGCAAAAUUCACCCUCACCCAAGAACUGGAAGUCGAUACAAUGUUUAUCCGACAUACGAUUUUGCCUGCCCCAUAGUGGAUAGCAUGGAAGGGGUUACACAUGCGCUGAGAACAACGGAAUACCAUGACCGAGAUGAGCAGUUUUAUUGGUUUAUUGAAGCUUUAGGCAUCAGAAAACCGUACAUUUGGGAAUAUAGUCGAUUAAAUCUCAACAACACAGUGCUGUCCAAGAGAAAGCUCACGUGGUUUGUAAACGAAGGACUAGUGGACGGAUGGGAUGACCCAAGAUUCCCUACAGUUCGUGGUGUGCUGAGAAGAGGGAUGACAGUUGAAGGACUGAAGCAGUUUAUUGCUGCUCAGGGCUCCUCGCGUUCAGUUGUGAACAUGGAAUGGGACAAAAUUUGGGCAUUUAACAAAAAGGUUAUUGACCCGGUGGCGCCACGAUACAUCGCACUGCUGAAGGAGGAGGUGAUCCCGGUGCACAUCCCUGAAGCUCAGGAGGAGAUGAAAGAAGUGGCCAAGCACCCAAAGAAUCCUGACGUGGGCCUGAAGCCUGUGUGGUACAGUCCCAGAGUGCUCAUUGAAGGUGCAGAUGCAGAGACGCUGUCAGAGGGGGAGAUGGUGACCUUUAUAAACUGGGGCAACAUCAACAUUACUAAAAUACACAAAAAUGCAAAUGGAAAAAUUGUAUCUCUUGAUGCAAAAUUGAAUUUGGAGAACAAAGACUUCAAGAAAACCACUAAAAUCACUUGGCUUGCAGAGACGGCCCGUGCCCUUCCCGUCCCAGCCAUCUGUGUCACCUACGAGCACUUGAUCACAAAGCCAGUGCUAGGAAAAGAGGAGGACUUUAAGCAGUAUGUCAACAGGAACAGUAAGCAUGAAGAAUUCAUGCUAGGGGACCCUUGCCUUAAGGAUUUGAAGAAAGGAGACAUUAUACAGCUCCAGAGAAGAGGAUUCUUCAUAUGUGAUCAACCUUAUGAACCUGUUAGCCCACAUAGCUGCAGAGAAGCACCGUGUGUCCUAAUAUACAUUCCUGACGGGCACACAAAGGAGAUGCCGACGUCUGGGUCCAAGGAAAAGACCAAAGUGGAAACAGUAAAAAAUGAGACAACUACUCCUAUGAAGGACCGGCCAGCGCCACCUUUGACUAAUGCUUGUGCUGCCUCUGAGGAUCCCUUGGUCCUUUACGGUAGAGUGGCUGCUCAAGGGGAUGUGGUUCGUGAAUUAAAAGCCAAAAAAGCAGCAAAGGAAGAUGUCGAUGCCGCUGUUAAACAGCUUUUGGCUUUGAAGGCUGCAUAUAAGGAGAAAACGGGCCAGGAGUAUAAGCCUGGAAGUCCUCCCACUCUGGUGGGACAGACUGCUGCUUCUAAAUCCUCAGCAGGUGCCGGGGAAAGCAAGUCCCUGUAUGAUGAAGUUGCCGCACAGGGGGAGCUGGUUCGCAAACUGAAAGCUGAAAAAGCCCCUAAGGCUAAAGUAAAUGAAGCUGUAGAGUGCUUGCUUUCUCUGAAAGCUCAGUAUAAAGAAAAAACUGGGAAGGAAUAUGUUCCUGGUCAGCCCCCGUUAUCUCAAAGUUCAGAUUCAAGCCCAGCCAGAAUCUCUGAGCCUUGUGGUCCAGAAACACCAGAAGCCAAAGCACUUUUUGACAAAGUAGCUUCUCAAGGAGAAGUCGUUCGAAAACUUAAAGCUGAAAAAGCCUCUAAGGACCAAGUGGACGCCGCUGUGCAGGAGCUCCUUCAGCGGAAAGCGCAGUACCGGUCGCUGACCGGCGUCGAGUAUCAGCCCGUCGCUGCUGCCGGAGCCGAGGACAAAGACAAGAAGAAGAAAGAGAAAGAAAACAAGUCUGAGAAACAGAACAAGCCUCAGAAACAGGACGACGGCUCCAAGAAGGAGCCCUCCAAAGGCCAGGGCGGCGGGUUGCCGCCCAGUGGGGCCGGGGAGGGGCAGGGGCCGCGGAAGCAGACCAGGUUGGGUCUUGAGGCAAAAAAAGAAGAAAAUCUUGCAGAUUGGUAUUCUCAGGUCAUCACGAAGUCAGAAAUGAUUGAGUACUACGACGUGAGUGGCUGCUACAUCCUCCGGCCCUGGGCCCACUCCAUCUGGGAGGCCAUCAGCGGCUUUUUCGACGCUGAGAUCAAGAAGCUGGGUGUGGAGAACUGCUACUUCCCCAUGUUCGUGUCCCAGGGCGCCUUAGAGAAGGAGAAGGCCCACGUGGCUGACUUCGCCCCUGAGGUUGCUUGGGUUACAAGAUCUGGAAAAACAGAGUUGGCAGAACCCAUUGCUAUUCGUCCUACUAGUGAAACAGUCAUGUAUCCUGCAUAUGCAAAGUGGGUGCAGUCACACAGGGACCUGCCCAUCAGGCUCAACCAGUGGUGCAGCGUGGUGCGCUGGGAGUUCAAGCACCCCCAGCCAUUCCUGCGGACCCGUGAGUUCCUUUGGCAGGAGGGGCACAGCGCGUUUGCAACGUUUGAAGAAGCAGCAGAGGAGGUCUUGCAGAUACUUGACUUGUAUGCUCAGGUGUAUGAAGAACUCCUGGCAAUUCCUGUUGUAAAAGGAAGGAAAACUGAAAAGGAAAAAUUCGCAGGAGGAGACUACACCACUACAGUGGAGGCGUUUAUAUCUGCCAGCGGGAGAGCUAUCCAGGGGGCAACAUCACAUCAUCUAGGACAGAAUUUUUCCAAAAUGUUUGAAAUUGUUUUUGAAGAUCCAAAGAUGCCAGGAGAGAAGCAGUUUGCCUAUCAGAACUCCUGGGGCCUGACAACUCGGACGAUUGGGGUCAUGACCAUGGUUCACGGGGACAACAUGGGCUUAGUGUUACCUCCCCGUGUAGCCUGUGUUCAGGUGGUGGUCAUUCCUUGUGGCAUCACAAAUGCACUUUCUGAAGAAGACAGAGAUGCUCUGAUUGCAAAAUGCAAUGACUAUCGAAGGCGGUUACUCAGCGUUAACAUUCGAGCGAGAGCUGAUCUGCGAGACAACUAUUCGCCAGGUUGGAAAUUCAAUCACUGGGAGCUCAAGGGAGUUCCAAUUAGACUGGAAGUCGGGCCACGUGAUAUGAAGAGCUGCCAGUUUGUGGCUGUCCGACGAGAUACUGGAGAAAAGCUGACAGUUGCUGAAAAUGAGGCUGAGACUAAACUUCAAGCCCUUUUGGAAGACAUCCAUGCUAACCUCUUCAGAAAGGCUUCUGAAGACCUUAGGACUCAUAUGGUGGUGGCUAACUCCAUGGAAGACUUUCAGAAGAUGCUAGACUCUGGAAAGAUUGUUCAGAUCCCGUUCUGUGGGGAAAUGGACUGUGAAGACUGGAUCAAGAAGACCACUGCCAGGGAUCAGGAUCUUGAACCUGGUGCUCCAUCCAUGGGAGCCAAAAGCCUGUGCAUCCCCUUCAAGCCACUCUGCGAGCUGCAGCCUGGGGCCAUAUGCGUCUGUGGCAAGAACCCUGCCAAGCACUACACCUUGUUUGGUCGAAGUUACUGAGGCCGGAGCCACACCCCUAUCUCCAACCCUCCGCACUUUUUAAAAGAUUAAUAUGAAUAUCUUCCCAGAUAUAGACAAUUUUAUGCUUUUUUAAAAUACAACUUCGAAAAGGAAGUCACAUGAAAUAAAUACCUAUUCUUAUGUCUAAAGUAACAGUGGAGAAAAGACUUUUCUGUAGACAACCCCAGUAAUAAAUACCAUGAACUAACA